AUGCUCCCUUAUGCCACGGCGGUCGAGGCCGAGGCGGCACUGGGGCGCGCCAUGACGGUGGCGGAGGCGGCGUGGUUCCGUUACUCGGCGGCGCUGCCGGACCACUUGCUCUACUACCAAACCAUCGCCAUCAUCCUGGUCAUCUACACGGUCGGGGGGGUGCCCCUCGCACUGCUCGAGCUCAGCGCGCCGGCGAAGGACGUCUCCGUAAUGCCGUACAAGCUGCAGCCCCGCGCGCGCCUAUCGCCGGCCGAAUUCCUCCGGUGCUACCUGGAGAGUGCGCGCCUCCUGGUGCUCCACGGCGGCGCGCUCGGCGUCGUCUCCUACCCUGCCGUCAAGAUGCUGGGGCUCCGGGCCGGGCUGCGUCUGCCGUCGGCGGGGGAGACAGCGGCGCGGCUGGUUGUGUACCUCCUAGUGCAGGACUAUGUUACCUACUGGAUCCAUCGGGUGCUGCACACCAGGUGGGUCUACCGCAAGGUCCACCGCGUCCACCACGAGUUCACCGCGCCCUUCGGCUUCGUCGCGCAGUACGCACACUGGGUCGACGUCCUCCUCCUCAGUGUCCCGUCCAUGGUCGGCCCAGCCAUCGUGCCGUGCCACAUGACCACCUUGUGGCUCUAUUUCGUCAUACUCCAACUAAUUGCCAUCGACAUCCACUCCGGGUUUGACUUCCCGCUAAACCCCACCAAGUUUAUCCCGUUCUACGGAGGAGCAAAAUUCCAUGACUAUCAUCACCGCAUAGGAGAGCAUAGCCAGAGCAACUUCGCUCCAACUUUUACCUACUGCGACUAUCUGUACGGGACAGAUAAAGGCUACACAUACCAUAAGGCAAGCCUAGCAAAGUUGGCGAAGGAGAUGGCAGAAAACAAUGUUGGCGAAGGAAAUGUCAAUAUAUUCAACAAAGGGGAAUAG
This is a messenger RNA of Lolium rigidum, 912 nucleotides long. Its product is annotated as very-long-chain aldehyde decarbonylase GL1-10-like. Bases 1 to 912 code for a protein of 303 amino acids. NCBI's taxonomy places the organism in Eukaryota, Viridiplantae, Streptophyta, Magnoliopsida, Poales, Poaceae. The record is from RefSeq and is a predicted model, not a curated record. Gene Ontology annotation, molecular function: iron ion binding; C-4 methylsterol oxidase activity. Gene Ontology annotation, biological process: sterol biosynthetic process. The transcript has 5 exons.